UAUGUUUUUGUCCUUUAGAUUAUAUUGGUGUUGACCUAGAUAUUGUAGUUUUUUUUUGUGCCAUUGUUGUUGUAUAAUUAACAAACACCCCACUAAUUAUUUCAUUCAUAUGUGAAAUAAGUUUCUGUUUUAUCAUGUUAAAUUUGGUUUUGUAAAAAUGACACUAAACUUUAUAUUUUCAGGAAGGCCAUUAGAGCUUAUGAAGAGAGUUGGGAUAGGAGAUUACAGUUAUUAUGUUGUUGUGUGGAAAGAAAAGGCAGAAACAGGAAUUCUAUAGCAGAGAUAGCAAAAUUACUACAAGAGUUUUUCCGUGAUUUAGAUGUUGUUCCAUCAGAUGUAUUUGCUGGAAUUGUGUUGCUAAGGAGACAUCAGAAGAUUCGUAUGAGACAUGUUGUGUCACAGUCAGAGAAUGAUGUAUACCAGUAUUUAUCUGGAGUCCCUAUUGUACCUAAAACUGAAUUCCUACAACUGAGUCACCCAGAUGUCAUGGAUGAGUACAACAAGGUCAUCCAUUACAUGAGGUUUGCACUGGCAGCAUAUGGAUGGCCAGUCUUCAUGAUGACAAACACUGGGUGUGGUCUGUGUAAAAUAACACCACAAUUAAGAUGUUGUUGUUCCUGUUGUGGAUUGAGGCACCCUAAGGGAGUAGAAUUAAUUGAUGAUAAUUGUUGCCAGUGUAAUUUUGCUGCAUUGUUACAUCUGAGUGGACUGAAACAAGCUGACUUGGUUUAUGUGACUUACCAUGUUGACAUUGGUGAAACACCAUUUUAUGUGGCUUUGGACCACAAACACAAGAAAGUUAUUAUCUGUAUCAGAGGGACUCUAUCAUUGCAGGAUGUGUUGACAGAUUUAAAGGCUGAUGCUGAGAUUCUACCAUUAGACCCUGUAAAAGAUGACUGGAUUGGACAUAAGGGCAUGGUUCAUGCAGCUGUUUACAUUAAGAAGAAAAUAAAAGAAGAUAUGGUUUUAUCACAGGCGUUUGGAAAGUGUUCUGAGAUUGGAGCACAGAGGUAUGAUCUUGUAUUAGUAGGACAUUCUUUAGGUGCAGGAACAGCAGCAAUACUAGCCAUACUACUGCAGCAGGAAUAUCCUGGAUUACAUUGUUAUGCUUACUCCCCUCCUGGGGGCCUCCUAAGUGAAAGUUGUGUAGAGCAGACCAAAUCAUUCAUAACUUCUGUUGUUGUGGGUAAAGAUGUUGUACCAAGAAUAGGACUGUUCCAAAUGGAAGUGCUGCGUACAGAUUUAAUCAAUGUUAUAAAGAUGAGUAACAACUCAAAAUGGAAGAUCAUAAUGAAAGGUAUAUGUUGUGGUUCCUCUGAAACAGAUAAGAUGAAUCUAGAACAAGUACGACAUGAAAUAGAAAAACGAGAUCUCCAUGCUCAUCCAUCAGAUGAUGACAUCACACUAGUAGCUCAUACACCGCUGUAUCCUCCCGGUAAAAUUAUACAUGUGGUGAGGAGUCAUCCUAAAAAUAAUGGGUCAAGUCUAUGUUGUGGUAAUAAUGAGCCUGUAUACCAAGCUAUCUGGGCUGACAACACAAGUUUUGAUGAAGUACUUGUAUCCCCUACAAUGAUAAACGACCAUAUGCCUGAUAAUGUUAUGGAUGCAUUGGAAAAGGUUUUAGUUAAUGUUGCUCCACCAAAACCAAUAAGAACAUUAACAGAAGAUGAACGGCAGAAUUUAUUAAACAAUAGAACGCCCUCUGUUGAUUCUGUGCUAGGUCUGGGACAAGUGGAUAUUCUGAUACAACCAGAGAUUGCAGAUCAAUCUUUAUGUCAGUUACCUGUUUACGAUAUGACUAACUAUCAUACUGAAAAUGAAUAUUCAUUAGAUUCUGAAGGAAAUAUUAUCAUUACUAAAAAUAAGCCAAAGAUGACCUUGAACCUAAAUGAAAAUAAAGAUGCACCUUUAGCAAGUCCAGAAACUUUAUCAGAUAGGUCAAGCUUAGCAAGCUCAGGUAGUUUGAAAAAUAUUAUUAGCAGUAACCGUGACAGUUUACGGAAAUCAUUACAAAGUCCAUUAGAGACUAUACAACAAUCGCCAACUGUCAAAUCUCCAAACGAAACAAGUUUUGACAUGCCUUUCAUAAAACAAGAAUCAAAAACCAGUGAUAAUUCUGAUCAUGUAAUGAAUGAUCUAACCCAGUCAGACAUGACAGAUAGUCAUAUUACUGAUCAUACAGAUAGUACCAAUACUGACGACCAACAAUUUGACAGACAUUCACCUAUAGAAAGUAACAAUCAGGUAGAAUAUGGCAGUCCUAACUGUUUCUAUUCCCCUGCAGGACUUGGCUAUCCACACUAUAUACAUGACCAGGAAACAGAAGAAAUGAUGAGUGACAGUUCAGAGACAUCAGAAAUGAACCAGUUAAUAGAACAAGAAAGUGAAAAUAUUCACCUCCCGUUGAAAGUUUCACACUCUGAAUGCAUGAAAAUACAGAGAAAACCUCUCCAGUGUUCGCAGUCUGAUUCUUAUCUACAAAGUUUGUCAGAAAAGUAUAAGAUGAGAAGAUCUAAGGAACAAGGAGAUAUUGCUCAUUUACAAGACAUAAACAACGUGUUUGAUGACUUAAUUCCCAUUCACGAUGUUAACUGUAAUCAACCCUUUAUAUGUACACAUGAUCAGCAUAAUAGAUCACAUGGAUCGAUAUCAGCCGAGGAUGAUUCUGAAUUGAGGCUGUCAACAACACAUGUUCAGCGUAACGGAUCACAUGGAUCGAUAUCAGCGGAGGAAGAUUCUGAAUUAAGACUGUCCACAUCACAUUCGGAUGAUAUAUUUGAUAUGCCCAUUGAAGAGACUGAUGUGUGAUGUCCGAUAAUGAUGAGGAUAGGAAAGAUAUUGUUCAUACAAAGUAAAUAAUGUUCCAGUUCGUUUUAAGAUGAUCUGAUUAUUUACUUAUUUUACGUUUAUCAUGGUGUAAUAGUGAGUAUUUGCUGCUGUGGAAUAUAAGCUCAAAUAACUGUAUUAGGUUUCCUUCAGUAGCUCAGUCAUCAAAUAACUGUAGGAGAUUUCCUAUAGUAGCUCAGUCAUCAAUAGUAGCCCAGUCACCAAAAAACUGUAGGAUAUUUGCAAUAGUGACAUUUUCAGUGGUCUAAAAAUAAAACAUUAUAUAUCAGUAAUCUGAUAUUAGUUUGUGUGAAAAUAUGAUGUAUUUUUAACAAAGAAAGCACCUGAUUUUUGUUUUUACCCAUAUAAGGACAGAGAAUGUCACUAUACUUUUUCUAAAAAAUGAAGUUUCUAAAUUUUGAGUUUGAUUUUUUUAAGUAUAGGGAUAUUUUUUUCUGUUUUCAUCUAAGAAUACAAACAAAAGAUGCUGUAAAAAGAAUAAUUUUUUAGAAAGAAAUUAUUAAAUUGUAAAUUGGAGAUUCUUAUUUUCACAAAACAUGCCCAUAACUCAGAAAAGCACAAUAUUUUCACAUGUCCUCUGGGUGCUGUAUUGAGGGGCAGUAUUAGAUAUAAAAAAGUGAACAUUUUUGUUUGAUAGGAUUUUCAUAUCUAUAUACAUACUGUAUUAUAACAUAAAUCAUUUUUAAAUGCCUUUUAUAUCAUAUGUUGUUGGUUGUUAAGUUUUGAUAUCUGUAAAAAUGUGUUUUUUUUUAUGUCUCUGGACUUUUGAUGGUGAUGUAUUUAAUCAUAAAAAAUUAUUUAUGUUUUAAUAUCCAUGGUGAUGUUUUUUUUAUAAGAGGUGCAUUUAAUAUCUGUUGUUAUGUAUUUGUUUAUAAGAGAUGUAUUUAUGUUUUAAUAUCCAUGGUGAUGUGUUUAUAUAUAUCAUGUAUAUAUAAGAGAUAAAUUUCUGUUAUGAGUGAUGUUCUUCUAUUUCAUGUCUGAAAUCCUCCUAUCUUAAGAUUGAUUAUUUAUAUGGAAAUAAUUUGUUUGUUUUUAUUCAUUCUUCUGUUUGUUAGUUAUUGUUUUUAUUUAUUCUACAGAAAACUAAUAAAGUUUGUCCAAAUUUUAUAAAAUUAAGGCUUUUGAUUUAUGAAAUCUAGUCUUUAUUUCUGACGCCUAUAGGAAUGCAUCUACCAUUUCAUAAAAAGAAGUAAAUAUUCUUCAAUAUAAUUUAUUGGAUUCUUAAACACUGUGCAAAUUUUUCAUGUAUCUGUCUGAAUUCCAAUGUUACAAUUUUAGGCAAUAAACAAUGUGUUCAAUUACAGUAGAAUAUUUGUAGAAGAAAUUUUUAUGCAUAAUAUGGCUUUUGUUUUUAUGUCGCUUUAUUGUAAAAUAAAGAGGUAAAGUUCUUGUUUACAUAAGAUCAUACUUGAAUUAAGUCACCAAAUAUGUUCCUGUGAAGGUCUUACACAAGUUCUUGUUUACAUAAGAUCAUACUUGAAUUAAGUCACCAAAUAUGUUCCUAUGAAGGUCUUAUACAAGUUCUUGUUUACAUAAGAUCAUACUUGAAUUAAGUCAUCAAAUAUGUUCCUGUUAAAGUCUUACACAAGCUCUUGUUUACAUAAGAUCAUACUUGGAUUUAGUCAUCAAAUAUGUUCCUGUUAAAGUCUUACACAAGUUCUUGUUUACAUAAGAUCAUACUUGGAUUUAGUCAUCAAAUAUGUUCCUGUUAAAGUCUUACACAAGUUCUUGUUUACAUAAGAUCAUACUUG
Mytilus californianus (California mussel) is the source of this 4598-nucleotide messenger RNA. Its product is annotated as diacylglycerol lipase-alpha-like. The record is from RefSeq and is a predicted model, not a curated record. NCBI's taxonomy places the organism in Eukaryota, Metazoa, Mollusca, Bivalvia, Mytilida, Mytilidae. Gene Ontology annotation, biological process: lipid metabolic process. The coding region runs from base 382 to 2808 and encodes 808 amino acids. The transcript is spliced from 13 exons. Gene Ontology annotation, cellular component: postsynaptic membrane; dendrite membrane.